Molecule: messenger RNA, 678 nt
Organism: Yamadazyma tenuis ATCC 10573
Lineage: Eukaryota; Fungi; Ascomycota; Pichiomycetes; Serinales; Debaryomycetaceae
Biological process (GO): protein quality control for misfolded or incompletely synthesized proteins; proteasome-mediated ubiquitin-dependent protein catabolic process; positive regulation of proteolysis
Cellular component (GO): cytoplasm
Molecular function (GO): protein-folding chaperone binding; ubiquitin protein ligase activity
Source: RefSeq, a predicted model, not a curated record
AUGAACCAUUUAAGAUCUGCUUUGUCAAGUUCAUUCUUAUCACCAUCUUACUGGGAAAAAGCACAAAUGGAAAUUGAACAAAACCGUCAAUUGGUCAAAGGAUCCCCGGCAACUAUUUCCAAGUAUGUCUACAAAGAUAUUCAACUUGUGAAAGAACAGAUAAAAGCAUACAAUUCACAAAACAAGGCAUUCACUCGGAACAUAGUGCUCUACAAGCUCUUCAAGAUGAUUGAAAAAUCCAAUACAGACCUGCUCAAUGCCCUUAAACAAAAACAUAAUUACACCACCAAUGUUACAUACUACAAACAGCUUUUGCAACUAAACAAGCGAUUCUUGAGAGAAUACGAUGACGUUUUGCUGAUGAUGAAAAAUGACCACACAAACGGCUUAUUGUCCAAAGCUAAAGCUAAGAUAGCAUCAUCCAGCACUGCAUCUCAUGUCUAUAGACCUUUAGAUGAUGUUCCCGACGAUUUAGUUGACCCUUUGUCGUACGAGGUAUUUCAAGAUCCUGUGGUGACUCCUGGUGGGAUUACCUACGAAAAAGCUAUCAUUCUAGACCAUUUGGAUCGAAAUGGAAACUUUGAUCCCAUCACUAGGGAAACUUUGAAGCCGGCUCAAUUAUAUCCCAACUUAGCGGUGAAAAACUCAAUUACUAGCUUAAUUGGACAGAGCAGUUAA